Molecule: messenger RNA, 715 nt
Organism: Miniopterus natalensis
Lineage: Eukaryota; Metazoa; Chordata; Mammalia; Chiroptera; Miniopteridae
Gene: RAB26
Product: RAB26, member RAS oncogene family
Molecular function (GO): GTPase activity; GTP binding
Source: RefSeq, a predicted model, not a curated record
GGCCUGCCCUCGCUUGGCGGUUAUGGCGAUUUCUACGAUGUUGCCUUCAAGGUCAUGCUGGUGGGGGACUCAGGUGUAGGGAAGACCUGCCUGCUGGUGCGCUUCAAGGAUGGGGCUUUCCUGGCUGGGACCUUCAUCUCCACCGUGGGCAUCGACUUUCGGAACAAAGUUCUGGACGUGGAUGGCACGAAGGUGAAGUUGCAGAUCUGGGACACUGCUGGCCAGGAGCGGUUCCGCAGCGUCACCCACGCCUAUUAUCGUGAUGCACAUGCACUGCUACUGCUCUAUGAUGUCACCAACAAGGCUUCCUUUGACAACAUCCAGGCCUGGCUGACUGAGAUCCAGGAGUAUGCCCAGCACGACGUGGUGCUCAUGCUGCUCGGGAACAAGGUGGACUCUGCCCAGGAGCGUGUGGUGAAGAGGGAGGACGGUGAGAAGCUGGCCAAGGAGUAUGGGCUGCCUUUCAUGGAGACCAGUGCCAAGAUGGGCCUCAAUGUGGAUCUGGCCUUCACAGCGAUAGCAAAGGAGUUGAAGCAGCGCUCCAUGAAGAGCCCCAGCGAGCUCCACUUCCAGCUGCACGACUAUGUCAAGAGGGAGGGCCGCAGGUCCUCCUGCUGCAGACCCUGAACCUGGCUGGGUACAGCUCCUGGAAAGCUGGUCUACAGGGCCCUCUGACUUGUCACCCAGCUCUCAAUCCCAGGGUUUCCAGGACUCU